AAACAUAGAUCCUCGUUCGCCACAAAACAGAACAACAACCUCAAAAAUCGAAAACUCCUGCAAGAAGUUAAAAUCCCAACAAAAAUGGAGGGAUCCACUUUGUUCCAAUACUCAACCACUUCAGAAUUCUCCCCAGAAUCAUCGUUCGGGUCCAGUUGCUGGGACGAGCUUCUUAAUUACGAUAUAUCCGUUCCUUUCGUCUUCACCGGCGCCGACGAAGUCGAAAUGAACUGGCUGGGUUCAUUCGCCGAUGGACCCAAAGAAUCAUCGGAGUCCAAUUCCACCCACAGCGUCAAAGAAGAAGAGGUCACCUCGGGUGCUACUAAACACGAAGAAACAAACGGUACUAAGAAAGAAAAGAGUUACAGAGGCGUGAGGAAGAGGCCGUGGGGGAAAUACGCGGCCGAGAUUCGAGACUCGACGAGGAAUGGCGUUCGGGUGUGGCUCGGAACAUUCGACAGCGCCGAAGCGGCGGCGAUCGCGUACGACCAAGCGGCAUUCUCAAUGAGAGGGGCAUUGGCUACUCUUAAUUUUCCGGUGGAAGUGGUGAGGCAAUCGCUUCAGGACAUCAAGUAUGGAUGCGAGGAAGGUUGUUCUCCGGUGGUGGCUCUGAAGAAGAGGCACUGCUUGAGAAAGAGGAGGAAGAACAAACAGAAGGAGGUGGCCGGCAAGGCAAGGCAACAACAGAAUUUGGUGGUGUUGGAGGAUUUAGGAGCUGAUUACUUGGAGCAACUGCUUAAUUCAUGUGAGACUAAUUCUCCUUGGUAAAAGAAUUCGGGUUUUUCUCUCUUCUCAAUUGUUCUUGAUGUAAUUAAAUCCUGGAGGUCUGCAACUCUUUGUUGGUGGGUUUGAAGCUGAGAGCUGUUAAAUCUUGUUAAUUAUUUAAUCCUUAUCGGAUUUUGGUUCUUCUUUUCCUUUGUACCAUUUUGUUUGUAAAGUCAAAACUUUGAAAACAAUACAAAUG
Hibiscus syriacus is the source of this 964-nucleotide messenger RNA. RefSeq names its product ethylene-response factor C3-like. Gene Ontology annotation, molecular function: DNA-binding transcription factor activity; DNA binding. The coding region runs from base 85 to 768 and encodes 227 amino acids. The record is from RefSeq and is a predicted model, not a curated record. Lineage: Eukaryota; Viridiplantae; Streptophyta; Magnoliopsida; Malvales; Malvaceae. The transcript has a single exon. Gene Ontology annotation, biological process: ethylene-activated signaling pathway; regulation of DNA-templated transcription.